AUGAACGGUCCUAUUUUCUCGUUUGCAGGACGUCCGCCACCCCGUGUCACCUGGUGGCAAGAGAACGCGCUGAUCGAUGAGACGUUUGAAACUCUACCGGACCGGAAGGUGAGAAACGUGUUGCGACUAGAACGACUUGAACGCCGCCACCUCAACACCGUUUUCACUUGUCAAGCAUCCAACAAUCACAUGGUGCCACCAAUAUCCAGCUCCGUCUCGUUGGACAUGAUACGUGAGUACAUGCACAAUAUUAUGUAUUGUAAUACAAAGUUAUACCAGCAGUGGGUAGCUUUGGUCGAGUGGCCAAUGGAUUCGACAAAUUCCAGAUCGUACUAA
This is a messenger RNA of Macrosiphum euphorbiae (potato aphid), 336 nucleotides long. Lineage: Eukaryota; Metazoa; Arthropoda; Insecta; Hemiptera; Aphididae. The record is from the annotation of a GenBank genome assembly.